Molecule: messenger RNA, 1797 nt
Organism: Effrenium voratum
Lineage: Eukaryota; Dinophyceae; Suessiales; Symbiodiniaceae
Source: the annotation of a GenBank genome assembly
AUGUGUCGUUGCUAUGUUGGCAUGGAGUUCAGCAGCAAGCUGCGCUCGCGCGAGGCCGUUGCGGCGAUGCUGCUUGGUGUGGAGCAAGAGGUGCGGGGGCACGCGGCGAAGCCCGUCAGCCCAGCGGCGACGGGCGCAGGCCGGAGUGAGGCUGAGAAUGGUGAUGACGAGUUCUCGUUGUCGUACGCUGAGAAACUAUUUAUAGUUGCGGCGCGCAAGAGUCUGUGCCAAGGACGGGCGUGGUGGCCAAGCAGCGGCGCGCGCAACAAGCGCGCGCGCGCUCUGAACGGAAACACGGCGCGCCGCGACCAGACAAGGGGCACUUUCCCGAAUCAGUGGAACUCGUGCUGGCUAGCCGCGACGCUGCAGUCGUUGUUUGCCGCUGGCAGGGUCCGGCAAGCUGUUUCCAGUCACGUGGGGUGUGGCGCCGCAGCCUGCGGCAUGUGCUUGUUGCGGAAAACAGAGGCAGAAAGCCGCUCAGCAGGUGCCGAGGUGGUGCUUUGCCAAGACUGGGCUAAGCCGCUGCGGGCGUGCUGCUUAUUGGGGCCGCAGCAAGACCCGGCAGAGUUUGUGGCGCAGCUUGUAGGGCUGCUUGGCCCCAAGUGGUUGCAAGUGGCCGGUGUGCAGCGAACGGAGGUGAAAGCGCUGGUGCCACAGUGCUCGUGUUAUGGAGCCAACUUAGUUGAGACCAGCCGCAUCACAGCAGCAGAGACGUGCAUCAACUUGUAUUUGCCAGAUGCAAGCAGCACUGCCGAGCAGUCCCUAAAUGACUUGCUGCGCGACAACACGUUGAGCGCACGUGCUUCAGGGCAGCGUUGUCCGCUGUGCUUGCAGGACAUUACACAGAGAGAGCAAACGACUUAUGGUUGUGAGGAUGUUUUGGUGUUCAACGUGGUCCGGGAACAUGGCAGAAAGCCUGUGCGGGCAGACAAAGUCACCCUGCCAGACCGAAUGUGGCCAGAUGAAGCGAACACAGAGUAUGAGCUGCGUGCAGUUGUGUGCCGAAGUGGAGCUUCUGCAGAUAGUGGGCACUAUGUGGCAUUUGUGCGAGGCGCUGGCAGUAGCUGGAUAUGCUAUGAUGAUGGUGUGGCAGACGCGAAGCGUCAACCGCAACUGGAGAUGCAGAGAGCCUGUCGCCUCAUCGUGUAUGAGAGAACGUGUGAGACUGUGAAGACAGAGCAGCCUGACAGGGCACCCCUGCCGAGCACAAGCAGCCAGUGGCCGCACGCUGGUCUUGCAGAUGCUAGAUUGCUUUCAGCAGCAGUGAAGGCGGAGGAUGGUUUGGGCGAGCCCGCUGUUGGGACAGAAGCAGAUGCAACCAUGUACCCAGCUGCGUCCAGUGCCGCCAGCGAACAUGGGUCGGAGCGUGCGCGAGUUGAAGACAGCCAUGUUGGCGGAAAGGCCAGCGCCAAUGAGUGUGAGGUGGACAUGGAAGAGCUGGAGCACAUGCCAGUUGGAGAAGGCCAGGAUGCUUUGGAGCGAGAUGCCCGCGCGCUGUUGGAGACUUUUGAAAGCGGGCGCUGUUGUCGGAGUUUCCUGUCCAACUUGCCCUUGUUCCGGCACGAAGCGCGGUCUCUGUCGGCAGCAGCAGACGCAUGGCACGCGGAGUUCGCAGACUUGUGCGAAGAUACUGUCAAUGGGGCAACCGCCAUGCACGUGCAGCCGUAUUUAGGAGACACGGCCCUGUACCCGUUGCUAGUCCUGUUACAAGCAAGUUCGUGGACGACCGACAUGCCUGCAGUCUUCUAUGUAGAUGUUGUGUACGCAUCUUGCACAAGGAGUUGCGCGUGCGGCUGA